CGAGAAGUUCGUCGCCUUUGUCAGGCCCGGGAUGGGAGUCUCCAGCUCCGUAGGACCGAGGCAGGCUCCACGGUGAGCAAGAAACCCGACCUGCCCUGCCCGAGACCUUGGAGCAGGGUCCCCAGAGGGAAGGCAGGAAGGAGGACACGAAGCCUCGGGGGCUCUAACCGUUCUGCACGGAGAGGUCCGGAUUGGGGUGAAAAGCAGACUCUUCAGAACAAGAAGGAGGUGGCGAUCAUGGAGACAGAUUUGGCCGAAAUGCCCGAGCAAAGAGCUCUGUCUUCCCAGGAUUCUCCCCUUUCUCAAGAGAAGAACACAGAAGAGGAAGAAGUGACAGCUCUGCGCCUCACAGCCAGAUCUCAGGAAACAGUGACAUUCAAGGAUGUGGCCAUGGACUUUACGCCGGAGGAGUGGGGAAAGCUGGAUCCUGUACAAAGGGAUGUGAUGCUGGAGAACUAUAGGAACCUGGUCUCGCUUUGGCUUCCAGUUUCCAAACCUGAGAACUGCAAUUUGGAGAAUGGAAAAGAACCAUUGAAGCUUGAGAGAAAAGUCCCCAAAAGCAGCUAUUCAGACAUGGAGACAAGACCUGAGAGCAAGGAUUCAACUUCAGUGCAAGAUUUUUCCAAAGAAUCAUGCCAGGUUGCAAUAAUAGACAGAAUAACAAGGAGUAGUGUCUAUGACUCCAACUUGGAAACAGCUCUUGAAUGUGAAAAUUGGUUAGAAAAUCAGCAAGGAAAUCAGGAGAAACACUUCAGAGAAAUAUUUACCCAUGUGAAUUCACUCCCUGAGAAAAGAGAUCAUGAGCGUGAUGUAUGUUGGAAAAACUUCAGUCAGAAGUCUGUCCUUAUUGCUCAAGACAGAGUUCCCAAAGGAUCCUAUACCUUUCAUACACUUGAGAAAAGAUUGAAACAGAAAUCAAACGUAAUGAAAAAGCAGAGAACCUAUAAGGAGAAAAAGCCUCAUAAAUGUAAUGAUUGUGGUGAACUCUUCACUUACCAUUCAGUUCUUAUUCGACACCAGAGAGUCCAUACUGGAGAGAAACCCUAUACCUGCAAUGAAUGUGGUAAAUCUUUUAGCCACAAAGCUAAUUUAACUAAACAUCAGAGAACUCAUACUAGAAUUCUCUUUGAGUGCAGUGAGUGCAAGAAAACCUUCACAGAAAGCUCAUCUCUUGCAGUACAUCAGCGAAUUCACAUUGGAGAGAGACCUUAUGAAUGCAAUGAAUGUGGGAAAGGUUUUAAUCGAAGUACACAUCUUGUGCAGCAUCAGUUGAUUCAUACUGGAGUGAAGCCUUAUGAAUGUAAUGAAUGUGAUAAAGCUUUCCUUCAUUCAUCAGCACUAAUUAAACAUCAAAGAACUCAUACUGGAGAGAAACCCUAUAAAUGUCAAGAAUGUGGGAAAGCCUUUAGCCAUUGCUCAUCCCUUACUAAGCAUCAGAGAGUUCAUACUGGAGAAAAGCCAUAUGAAUGUAGUGAAUGUGGAAAAACAUUUAGUCAAAGCACACAUCUUGUUCAGCAUCAGAGAAUUCAUACUGGAGAGAAACCUUAUGAGUGUAAUGAAUGUGGGAAAACCUUUAGCCGGAGCUCAAAUUUUGCUAAACAUCAGAGAAUUCAUAUUGGAAAGAAACCUUACAAAUGUAGUGAGUGUGGAAAAGCCUUCAUUCAUUCAUCAGCUCUUAUUCAACACCAGAGAACUCAUACUGGAGAGAAACCCUUUAGAUGUAAUGAAUGUGGGAAAAGCUUUAAGUGCAGUUCAUCCCUCAUCAGACAUCAAAGAAUUCACACUGAAGAGCAACCCUGAAAAAUUACUGAAUGUGAAGAAAUACUGGAAGAUCAGAUUUGAAAUCAAGCAACUUGCUCCUACAACAGACAUUUCUGAAAAAGAAACAUGACAGGGGACCAUA
Galeopterus variegatus (Sunda flying lemur) is the source of this 1903-nucleotide messenger RNA. It is a transcript of the gene ZNF286A, whose product is annotated as zinc finger protein 286A. Gene Ontology annotation, biological process: regulation of transcription by RNA polymerase II. The record is from RefSeq and is a predicted model, not a curated record. Bases 238 to 1800 code for a protein of 520 amino acids. Gene Ontology annotation, molecular function: DNA-binding transcription factor activity, RNA polymerase II-specific; RNA polymerase II cis-regulatory region sequence-specific DNA binding. The transcript has 7 exons. NCBI's taxonomy places the organism in Eukaryota, Metazoa, Chordata, Mammalia, Dermoptera, Cynocephalidae.